Drosophila willistoni is the source of this 1387-nucleotide messenger RNA. Its product is annotated as probable serine hydrolase. The transcript is spliced from 2 exons. The record is from RefSeq and is a predicted model, not a curated record. NCBI's taxonomy places the organism in Eukaryota, Metazoa, Arthropoda, Insecta, Diptera, Drosophilidae. The coding region runs from base 154 to 1230 and encodes 358 amino acids.
UGCACUUCUCUCUAGUCACAACACUAGUCUCUAGUAUCUUGUACUAACAUAAAAAUAGAACGGAAAUAAAAUAUAUAAAUAUAUUCUCCAACGCGUGUCGGAGGGAUAGAGAGACAGAGCGUUGAUUGUGUCAUAAAAACCAAGGCGGACGAGAUGACAACAACUAUGACAGAAAGCAAACAAAUUGAGCAACAUGAACAGGAACCGAUGGACGUGCGCAUCGAUAUGCCGUGGGGCUAUGUGGUCGGCCGCUGGUAUGGCAAUCGGCAGGUACGACCCAUACUUGCCCUACACGGCUGGCUGGAUAAUUUAGGAACGUGGAAUAAACUGCUGCCAUUGUUGCCCAAACACCUGGGCGUAUUAUGCAUUGACCUGCCCGGGCAUGGUUACUCCUCAAAAUUGCCCGAGGGGAUUGCUUAUCAUUUUGUGGACUACCUGUGCGUGAUACUGCGCAUCAUGGAGGAAUAUGGCUGGGAGAAGGUCUCACUGAUGGCCCACUCGAUGAGCGCCAUGUUGUGCUUCAUAUUCGCAUCUCUUUACCCUCAUCGCAUGGAUAUGCUGAUCAGCAUUGAUAUAGUGAAGACACGGUAUCGCAAACCACAGUCACAGAUUGAUUACCUGCGCAGCAAUAUCGAGGGUUAUAUGGUGGAGGAUGAACGUUUUGCCAAUGCCAAAAGACAAGAGCCUCCCUCGUAUACCUAUGCGGAAUUAGAGCAGGUUCUCUUCAAGGGUAGCAAUAAAUCGGUGGCUCUGGAAAAUUGUCAUCAUAUACUCGAACGAAAUGUUAGCAAAUCGACCAAAUAUCCCGAUAAAUAUUUCUUCUCUCGCGAUGGACGUUGCAAGUAUUAUACGGAAUUCCAUACAAGUCCACCAUUUGCUGCCGAACUGGCUAGAACAAUACGCAACGUGCCCUACUGUGUGAUCAAGGGCUCCGAAUCAGAUUUUAUUGAUGAGCAGAGUGACGAGGUUAUUGGAAUAUUACGUUCCAAUAAUCCCCACUUUGAGUUGCACGAAGUUGAGGGAACUCAUCAUGUGCAUCUUAAUAAUCCACGUGGAGUGGCCGAGAUUAUCAAUCCGUUUAUAAUGCAUCAUAGACCGCCGCAAUUGGAAACUUGGACGGUGGACGAUGUGGACGGCGGCGAGGCACUACCGGCAGCAGUUCAAGAAUUCAAAGUCACCGUGGAAGACUCUGAGAAUGUGAAGCGGAGAAAGAGAAAAAGUAACCUAUAGCUGUUGCAAUCAUCUUUAAACUUAACAAUAUGGACUGGGAUGAAAAAGAAGUUAGCAGCAGCGCGAAACGAACUACUAUGUAGAGGCUUUCAAAUAGUUGAAAUUAAACAAUGUGAAAUGUUUUUUUAAUGAGUAAAUAUAAAUGUCAAAAUCUAAA